AUGACACCUUAUGAGGAUGAGGUUGAUAAGGUAAAUGACGUAUCAUGUCUACGCAAAGCUCGGAGUGACCAAAGUACUGAUGCUGGACUCCAAGCAGAGAGGUCUGUGGAAUAUAUCGGCGAUUUUACUCCGUCGUGCACUACAUACAUAGAGCAUCGCGAUUGGAUAUAUUUAUCCAAUAUUGUUAAAUUUUGA
Plasmopara halstedii is the source of this 195-nucleotide messenger RNA. RefSeq lists its product as uncharacterized. The transcript is spliced from 2 exons. NCBI's taxonomy places the organism in Eukaryota, Oomycota, Peronosporomycetes, Peronosporales, Peronosporaceae. The record is from RefSeq and is a predicted model, not a curated record. Bases 1 to 195 code for a protein of 64 amino acids.